AUGCAUUCAGUGUACACUGUAGCCGUGGUAGCCGAUGAUCUCUCAGCGGAGAAGCGCAUCAGUAGAUUCGCGUUCGCGAAGCGGUCUCCGUACAGACAGUUUGCAUUCGCCAAGCGACUGGCUGAGGACGACGGUGAGACGGAUGUGGAGAAGCGAGCUCGAUUCGCAUUCGCGAAGAGGUCGUCACCACGGGCAGCCUCCUUUGCUGCAUUAUAG
Molecule: messenger RNA, 216 nt
Organism: Angiostrongylus costaricensis
Lineage: Eukaryota; Metazoa; Nematoda; Chromadorea; Rhabditida; Metastrongylidae
Source: the annotation of a GenBank genome assembly